GGGCUCAAGCGGAUCGUGUAAGUAGCCGCCAUGCCGAACAAGAACCCCUUCCCCUGGGUACCACGCGGAUGGGUCAAUGCAGUCUUCCCCUGGCUAAGAUGGAGCCUGAUGUGGUUCUAUACCUUCACUUACCGCACUCUCAGUCUCCUUCCAUCCCUAAGGGAUAGAUCUGCAGCUCAGCCCCUGACUGCUCUAGCUGACAGGCAACUACUGGCUUGCGGUUCAUGUGUCAGUGUGAAUAUUGGUAGAGGUAUUCCCAAAAAACGAGUCCAGGAAGCUUUGGUGACGCCUCUAGGACUUCUUGGUGAUUCCCAGUCAGCGCCCUACAUCGCAAUCUGGGGCGGUCACGCUGGCUUCAACAAAGCAGUGAUGCUGUGGAGUUCAGAAGUCAUCGCUGCGGUCAAUGCAGAUGCAGCAGGGGGCGGUCCAGCCGAGUUUUUCUAUGGCGCCAGUGGUGAACAAUUCACCCUCAGUGGUGUGGAUUGGAGCGUGAUGAAGACCGGUGUCCAUGUGUUGUUGGGAACUUCCGUGCUACUGGAGGUGACCCUUCUGAAGGGUCCCUGCAAGCAGCUGGAUCGCUACUUCAGUGCCCCAGGGGACAAGGGACGCAUCGACCCCAAGAAGUUUCCGGAGAAGUCGCGGGUCUUGGCAAAGGUGCUGAGACCUGGCACGGUGAAGGCUGGAGAUCCGGUGAAGAUCUUCCAACAUCCGAAGGGACCCCAGCCACUGCAGAUCCAAGGAUAAACACAUUGUAGGCUGAGUCUUUGCGACCAUCUUUUGUUGGGGAACUGGUGGAGGUCUCAAAGCCCAAGCUAGUUGGACCAAAGUGCACAAAGAUCCAUGAAGAACAUGUGAAACAUGUCAGCAAGUUGAUGGUGGUUUGGCAAAUUUUGUGGGACGUCUGGGUGGCUUGUACAGGACCGUACCCAGAUAUGGACCCUUAAAAGUGUCCGACAUUACUCAAAGGAGGUCCAAAAGC
Molecule: messenger RNA, 979 nt
Organism: Cladocopium goreaui
Lineage: Eukaryota; Dinophyceae; Suessiales; Symbiodiniaceae
Source: the annotation of a GenBank genome assembly